AUGGAAUCACCAUCUUCUGAUUGUGCUACAUUAGGUCAUCUUCACGUUUAUCCAUCUAGCGUAUGUUUGAGUAUAUCGCCAACCCACUCAUCAUCAUCAUCAUCAUCAUCCGAAGCAUCAUCAUCAUCAUCAUCCGAAGCAUCAUCAUCAUCAUCCGAAGCAUCAUCAUCAUCAUCAUCCGAAGCAUCAUCAUCAUCAUCAUCAUCAUCACUGCUCCGCAGUUUACUUUUGUUUAGCUACAGAGAGUGGAUCACUCUUUGUCAAGUGGAACUAACAUACAUACUGUGUACAGUCUUCCUCUCCACUUCAUUUAUCUCACUCUGUUUCUGCACCAUUAUUCAUUUGCAUUUUCAAUCACUUUUCACAGUUAUCAUCCGAUCAGAAGAAAGUCGAUGUUGGGCGGCAUGCAUAUCACAUUGUUAG
Schistosoma mattheei is the source of this 423-nucleotide messenger RNA. NCBI's taxonomy places the organism in Eukaryota, Metazoa, Platyhelminthes, Trematoda, Strigeidida, Schistosomatidae. The record is from the annotation of a GenBank genome assembly.